CUCAGCCCCUCACACCGGCUCUCCCCUCUGCCCUUCUCGUCCGCCCUGGUAACCGCCGCCCUCACGCUCCUUCCACUCCUUUCUUUUUUCCCCCCAUCUGCAGGGAUGGAAGCUCCCUGGCGUCAGGUGGCCGGUGGCCGGGGCCGAGCCCGAGGACGGGCCGCUGCAGUACCCUCCUCAGGAAAUGGAGUCCAUUUCCGCGGCGCCGGAGGAGGGCGAGAGAAGGGGCCGGUGGGUGCCGGUCACUCUGACCCCAGCCCGGGAGGUGCCACGGCCAGUGCGGCUGCAGAGCUAAUGUCUCAGAGGAAAUUUGAGGAAAUCAAGAAGGCUAAUCAAGCUGCAGCCAAAAAGCUUGUUGAAGAACACUUUAGCUCUUCAUCUGAAGAAGAAGAUGAAGAUUUUGAAGGCAAACAGGGAAAAAUAGUUGCUAACACAUUUAUAACAUACACUACUCAGACAGAUGGUGAUAUACGUGAAUUAGAGCGAACAAAACAGUAUGUAAAUGAAGCUUUUCAAGCAGGGGCUAUGACAUGCUUAAUUUGUAUUGCUUCAGUGAAGAGAAACCAAGCAGUUUGGAGCUGUUCAGGAUGUUUUUGUAUAUUUCACAUGCCCUGUAUCCAGAAAUGGGCUAAAGACAGCCAAUUUCUUAUAUCUUCUCUGACGGAUGAUGAUUUUGGAAAGAGAGAUUAUCCCUGGCCUUGUCCAAAAUGUAGGUUUGAAUAUAAACGAUCUGAAACACCUAGUAGGUACUAUUGCUACUGUGGAAAAGUAGAAGAUCCACGUUUAGAUCCGUGGCUUGUGCCUCAUUCGUGUGGCCAAGUAUGUGAGAGAGAAUUUAAACCUUCUUGUGGCCAUAAGUGUUUACUCCUCUGUCAUCCCGGUCCCUGCCCUCCUUGUCCAAAGAUGGUCACUACUACUUGUUACUGUAAGAAAGCAAAACCUGUCCCUCGUAGGUGCAGUGCCAAGGAAUGGUCCUGUCAGUUGACAUGUGGGCGGAAGUUGCUUUGUGGACAACAUAAGUGCGGAAAUCCUUGUCAUGCAGGAAGUUGUCAGCCCUGCCCAAGAGUUAGCAGACAAAAGUGUGUUUGUGGUAAAAAAGUAGCUGAAAGAAGUUGUGCAAGUCCACUGUGGCACUGUGAUCAAGUAUGUGGAAAAACACUGCCAUGUGGUAAUCAUACAUGUGAACAAGUUUGCCAUGUUGGUGCUUGUGGAGAAUGUCCUCGAUCUGGGAAAAGGUUCUGUCCAUGUCAGAAAUCAAAAUUUUCUUUGCCUUGUACAGAAGAUGUACCAACUUGUGGAGACAGUUGUGACAAAGUACUUGAAUGUGGAAUACAUAGAUGUUCACAGCGUUGUCACCGAGGUCCUUGUGAAACAUGUAGACAAGAAGUGGAAAAGCAUUGUCGCUGUGGAAAACAUACAAAACGAAUGCCAUGUCAUAAACUUUAUCUGUGUGAAACUAAGUGUGUUAAGAUGCGUGACUGCCAGAAGCAUCAGUGUAGGAGAAAGUGUUGCCCUGGAAACUGUCCACCUUGUGAUCAAAACUGUGGACGGACUUUAGGAUGUAGAAACCAUAAAUGUCCAUCUGUCUGCCACAGAGGCAGUUGCUAUCCCUGCCCAGAAACUGUAGAUGUGAAGUGUAAUUGUGGUAAUACAAAGGUGACAGUACCCUGUGGUCGAGAACGUACCACAAGACCACCCAAGUGCAAAGAGCUAUGCAGUCGACCACCAACUUGUCAUCAUGCAAGUCAAGAAAAACAUCGCUGUCACUUUGGCUGUUGUCCACCAUGUCAUCAACCUUGCCAGAAAGUUUUGGAGAAAUGUGGUCACUUGUGUCCUGCUCCGUGUCAUGAUCAAGCAUUAAUAAAACAGACUGGCAGGCACCAGCCUACAGGCCCUUGGGAACAGCCUUCUGAGCCGACAUUUAUUCAGACUACAUUACCUUGUCCUCCAUGUCAAGUUCCUAUUCCUAUGGAAUGUCUUGGGAAGCAUGAGGUGAGUCCAUUACCGUGCCAUGCUAUAGGACCCUACUCUUGUAAGAGAGUUUGUGGACGAACCUUAGAUUGUCAGAAUCAUACAUGUAUGAAAGAAUGCCACAAAGUAACUGAAAUUGAUGCCUGCAUUGGCAAAAACAAGGCUGGCCCAGAAUGCCUUCAUUGUGAAGAAGGGUGCUCUAAAUCACGGCCACUGGGUUGUCCUCAUCCAUGUGUUUUGCCAUGUCACCCUGGAGAAUGUCCACCUUGUGUUCAGAUGCUUAGAAUAAAAUGUCACUGCAAGAUCACAAGCUUAUAUGUUGAAUGUAGAAAAAUAACUACAGCUGAUGUAAAUGAAAAGAACCUCCUCAGUUGUUGCAAAAAUCAGUGCCCUAAAGAGCUUCCUUGUGGUCAUAGAUGUAAAGAGAUGUGUCAUCCUGGUGAAUGUCCUUUUAAUUGCAACCAGAAGGUAAAACUUAGAUGUCCUUGUAAAAGAAUAAAAAAGGAAUUGCAAUGCAACAAGGUACGUGAAAAUCAAGUUUCAAUAGAAUGUGACAUAACAUGCAAGGAAAUGAAGCGUAAAGCAUCUGAGAUAAAAGAAGCAGAAGCCAAAGCUGCUCUUGAAGAGGAAAAACGAAGACAACAGGCUGAAUUGGAGGCUUUUGAAAACAGACUGAAGGGUCGUCGGAAGAAGAACAGGAAAAGAGAUGAAGUGGCAGUUGAGCUAUCACUGUGGCAGAAGUACAAAUAUUAUCUCUUUUCAGUGUGUGGAGCUGCUGCUGUAGUGUUUGCGUGGUAUAUUGCCCAUGAUGUGGAUUGAGAAAGCUUUGAUCUUUUAAUAUACCUCAGAUUGGAUUUAGAUAACUUGUUAAAUUUGUAAUGUUAGAAAAUGUAUGUUGUAGAACAUGGUUUAGAUAUACAUUCUACAUUCAUCUCUGUAUUCUCUUUCAGCUGUUGUUAGAAGGACGAAUGUUAGGCUUUAUCUAAAUUAGUAUAAAUAUAACAAAGUUUAAAGUAAAAGCAUGACUGAAAUUGUAAAAUAUAUCAUAGGGCAUAACUAGUGUCAG
Cynocephalus volans (Philippine flying lemur) is the source of this 3037-nucleotide messenger RNA. RefSeq names its product nuclear transcription factor, X-box binding like 1 (gene NFXL1). NCBI's taxonomy places the organism in Eukaryota, Metazoa, Chordata, Mammalia, Dermoptera, Cynocephalidae. Gene Ontology annotation, biological process: regulation of DNA-templated transcription. Gene Ontology annotation, molecular function: RNA polymerase II transcription regulatory region sequence-specific DNA binding; DNA-binding transcription factor activity, RNA polymerase II-specific; zinc ion binding. Bases 106 to 2790 code for a protein of 894 amino acids. The record is from RefSeq and is a predicted model, not a curated record. Gene Ontology annotation, cellular component: nucleus. The transcript has 22 exons.